Molecule: messenger RNA, 3049 nt
Organism: Chelmon rostratus (copperband butterflyfish)
Lineage: Eukaryota; Metazoa; Chordata; Actinopteri; Chaetodontiformes; Chaetodontidae
Gene: emid1
Product: EMI domain containing 1
Exons: 16
Coding region: 408-1883 (491 amino acids)
Molecular function (GO): protein binding
Source: RefSeq, a predicted model, not a curated record
GGCUCGAUGUGCGCACAGGCGGACGGAGGCAGGCAGAGCAGCUAGAGAAAGGACGACAGCACACUCUGAGUAUCACAGAGACAUUAUUUAAGGUUUUCAAAUGUCUCUCUAGCGCAGGUAGAGACAAGCGAGAAGCGGGAGUUUAUGGGUCGGCACUUUUCUUUAGGUCACUUAGGAUUUGAAGCCUAGUUCACACAUAAGCGCGUGCAGGACAUCGUUUCGUGGAGUCUGCAGAAGUGCAUGUUUGCUACUUUAGUGAAUAGGAUGCGCGUCUUGUCCAGCCGUCCCGCCGCUGUGUGACACUUUGCGAUCCCCCCUCGGGCUGGAUCCACAAACCGGUCUGUUUUCUCACCGGGGGAAGUUGGGCUCAUUUGAACUUUUCUGGCCGUACUUUUCAUGCCACGGAAAUGGGACCGCGCCAACGGGAGAGCGUGUCCGCGCUUUGCAGAAAAAGUUUGCUUUGGACCGUGCUGAUCCUCUGGCUGACCACGUUUGUUGACGGGACCUGGAAGACGGGACUUUACAAAACCUACUCAGCCGGGACGCAGCUGACCAGAGACCAGGCAGCAGCCUCUCACACUUCAGUCUACCAGAAAAGGAACUGGUGUCCUCACACGGUCACUAAGACAGUGACCUGCCAGGUGCAGAAUGGGACCACCCUCCAGCGGGUCUACCAGACAUGCCGCUGGCCGCAGGGAUGUACAGGAGGCAGCUACAGGACCGUGGUCAGACCUUCCUACAAAGUGGUGUACCGCACUGUGACCUCUCUGGAGUGGAAGUGCUGUCCAGGAUUCAGCGGCGCCGCCUGUGAAGAAGAUGCAGGGAACCAGCUUGUAGCUCAGGAGGCAGUAAGGAAACCAUCCACGCUACGGCACCCACCCGCACGCACAGGAGAGCCAAUCUCUAAUUGUCUCAACUGCAGUCGAAUCGCAGCUUUGGGCGACAGACUGAGUUCACUGGAGACAAAGGUCCAAUUACUGACUGCCCCAGCCUCCGUAUCACAUCGCCACCUUCAGGGUAAAGGGGGAACUGUACCAGAGGCCUCAUUACUGAUGGGGGCUGUGCCCGCUCAGGGAGCUCCUGGUGAGCAGGGACCUGCAGGUCCGCAGGGUGAAAAGGGGAGAGAUGGGCUUCCUGGCAGAGACGGGAAGGCGGGGUCUCGAGGGCUGCCCGGUCCCACUGGGCCUCGGGGGGAUACCAGGACAAGGGGGCCAUCUGGAACCCCUGGAUUGAAGGGGUCCCCAGGACCUGCAGGCCCUCGUGGUCCACCAGGACUCCCAGGAGAGAGGGGUCUACCAGGCCCGCCCGGUCCUCCAGGGCCCCCAGCGCCAGCCAGUGCCCACAUCCCAGAGCCAGACCACAAUCGUGGAAAAGAUCCCUUCUUCACCAACACUUUCCAUGACUCACGAGGGUUGCCUGUUCCAGGACCCGAGGGUCCCCCCGGGCCUGUCGGUCCUCCGGGUCCCAAAGGCCCAGUAGGACCUCCUGGCCCACCAGGACAGAAUGGUAAAUCUGGAGCCCCCGGAGCGCAGGGCCCUGUGGGACCAAAGGGAGAGCGCGGGGAGAGAGGUCCUUUAGGUUACCCAGGAGAGAGGGGCUUCAGAGGCGAGCCGGGAGCACCGGGUCCCAAGGGAGAGCCGGGAGAGAAGGGCUUGCCGGACAUUAGCUUGCAGAUGUUCCACGACUUGCAGGCAGACCUUGAGCUUCUGGCUCGCAGGGUGACGCUGCUGGAGGCUAUCAUCUGGCCAGAGCCUGAUCUAGGGUCUGGGGAUGGACCGUUUGGCACAGCCUCCCCUAGUUUCUACAGAGAUAAGCGAGCAGGUGCGCUUCCACAUCGACUUGCUUCUCCUCUGUCCUCCAACACCAAGGUUCGAGGGAAGUAGCCCCCCUCCCCCUGCUCACCCUGAGGAUCACAGGCUGGGUUGACUCCCCCUCCCAUAGUUCUCAUCGGCACUCGACAGAUUUAGACCUUAUCUGAUACCCUCUCUGGGCUUUACUGUCAGAUUUAGGAUGGGGGACACCUCAGGGAAACUCCACUGAUACUCCACUAUGCCCUCCUCCAUCGGGAACCUGAGAACUAGUUUGACCCCCCCACCCAUCUCCACCUCCAAACACUUACCUUUCCAUAACACAUCCAGCAGCUCCUUCUGUGUCUCAUUUCUUUGGCUACAGAACUAAAGCCUCAGAGUAAAGAUGUUUGAAAAAAGGAAAAUCUGAAUCUUCUUUGGUGCUCCUCGAGCUGCGAACAGUUCUGGACAAUAAGGGUCAUUUAGAGUAAUCAAUUAAAGGACGGAUCAGAUGUGAGGAAAUAGACUGGAUUUGAGUUGUUAUUGCUUUCACAAUGUAACUGCAAUCUGAAGAGAUCCCACUAUUUAAGUAUAUUGCGCAUGUACAGUUUGCAGGACACAAGUACACAAACAAACCUCCUUUCCUAGUAUUAAUUUUGUUAUUCUUCUAUCAUAUUGUUUAACUCAGUGUUAUGUAGUGCACUAAAAAGAUGAAGUCAUCUCUACUCUUACUGAGAUAUGUGUUGCUAACAGUGAUUUGUAGUUUUCUGGUGUGAGUGUUUUCCCCCCUUGAAGUACAAGCUGAUAAAGUGAUUUAAUAUACAACAGUAUAUUUACAACAUUUGCAUUUGGGUUUGGCUGCAUAUCAACAAAAACUGUCAGAAAUUACACAAAACAUGUAUAUGAAAGGAAACAUGUUGAAUUAAAGUCUCCCUGUGAACUGGAUGUCCAUUUCAAGAUCUUUAAAAACCACACACACACUCACAGAGGAAAUAGCAAACCUGUCAAUGGAACUUGAACAUAUUUUUACCACUGUCGUGUUGGUAAACUGCUAAACUGUCCUGAUGAAAAGACUUGAUAAUUGUUUUUUCAUCUUAUAUCAAACUUAUUGUGAAACUAUUUAAAAUGAUCAAUUGUAGUUUAUUUUGUAUGCUGUUGUGUAACCAUUUCAUAUUUCAAACUUUUUUUUUUCUUGCAAAUGUGUUAUUGUGUUAAGAUAAUCCUGUCUAGAUGAUUGGUGUAAUAAAAUGAUGUUCACUGUU